Hypomesus transpacificus is the source of this 3973-nucleotide messenger RNA. It is a transcript of the gene pom121, whose product is annotated as POM121 transmembrane nucleoporin. The record is from RefSeq and is a predicted model, not a curated record. Gene Ontology annotation, cellular component: nuclear pore. Bases 41 to 3883 code for a protein of 1280 amino acids. NCBI's taxonomy places the organism in Eukaryota, Metazoa, Chordata, Actinopteri, Osmeriformes, Osmeridae. Gene Ontology annotation, molecular function: structural constituent of nuclear pore. The transcript has 13 exons. Gene Ontology annotation, biological process: RNA export from nucleus; protein import into nucleus.
AUUAUGGGAUAUCAAAGUCCUCCGGCGGCGCGGUGCCGCCAUGUCUCCAAGAGAGAAGCGGUUCAUAGCGCUUAUCUCUCUUGUGUUCUGUGCUAUCGCAAUAUUCUGUCUAGCUCUCUAUUAUAUUCCAACCUUUCUAUACAUAACUUUAAUACUUGGAACCUGUUGCGUUGCCUGUUAUUAUCACGCCGGAGAAUCCCUAUACGCUCGGUUGGGCCCUCAUCCACGCCGUGGACUGACUAUUCCGCCUGCGCUUCGACGCUGGUUUCCCGGAAGGACAGCAAACGGAGUACCAACCCCUGAACGACUCAGAAGUCGACCCAUAAAGGGGGAUAUUAGGGGUGCGGUAGCAUUUACCGGCCAAAGACGUUUAGAGACUACUAUUUUUCGUAGAGACACGGCACAAAGUGACUCAUUACUGUUCAGUCCAAGGGAUAUACUCAUGGGAAGUUACAUUGGGAAAGCAGAAAGUCCUCCCGCUGUUGUGGGGAGGCCCAGAGCCGAUGGAAGUUUCGAGGCUAACCCAAACGCCCGAGAGCAACUUCGUGAAAGAUUGUCAAGACCUAACCAUGCUGUCUAUACGCCAAACAGAAGGCUGUCAUUCGGAGAACCCCUGAACAACAUGGGCAAGUUCACCAUCACCCCCCAGCGCCACUACCCUCUCCAACAGACGGGCACCUCUUCCCUAGGCAUCCUUCCCCCAGCCCAGUGGGACGGCUUUAGGAAGAAGAACAUUCUCACCCCCCGCAACUCGUCGGCGAUCCACAGCCCAGUCACGGUGAAGAUCGCCAGGCCAGAUCAUCACUCGACCAGGUCCCCUUUUUACGACCACCUGAACUCCCCCGGAGUCCUGGGGUCUCCGGCCCCGGCCGCUCCCGCGGACCCCUGCUCUAGGGAGACCGUGUUGAGCGUGCUGAAAGAGAGCCGCAAGAGAGAGGUCGAGGAGGACGAUGAGAGGAGUUUCGUCGGAGGACAGAAAAGCAAAAGGAGACGCAACGACAGCGGUGGGAGUGCUCAGUCUGCGUUUGAGCCAUUGCUGCCCAACGGGGCUCCAUCCCAGAUGAUCCCUAAGCCGGGGAAUCUGAAACGAGGUAUCGCCGCUGCGACGGCGGAGGACUCCAUCAUGAAGAGGUCCCGGACGUCCUCCAUCAGCUCUGUGAACUGCGGCCAGGCCCCCAGCGGGACCCUGGGCUCGGCCCGCAACCCCAUCCGCAGCUCCUACAGCUCCUCGCAGGGCGUGGCUCAGGGGAAGAAGACCUCCACCCGCAGCCUGUCUCCUCUCUCCAGCCCGGGGUCGUCCCGCUCGCAGACGCCAGAGAGAGCCUCGAAAAAACCCAGGCAGGUUGAUUUACGAACGGGAUGUCCUCUUCUCAUUAGGGAGGACGAGAUCUGCUCUCCCAGCUCAGCAUCCUCAGUCAGAUCGGACAAGACGGCCACAGAUUCAGCCCCAGUCACUGGGAAGUUGACUCCGGCUCCUGAGGCCCCGCCCACGGCGUCGUCCUCCGACUCGGCCGGAAGCGGGAGGAGGAAACGGAAGAUUCAGCUGGUGUCCAGUAGGAGAGGAGACCACAUCUCAUUGCCCCCACCUCCUGAGCUGGGCUACACCAUCACUGUGAAAGACCUGGACCAGGAGAAAAGGGCCGCUCUCAGCCAGAUCCAGAAGGUUCUGGAAGAGCCAGCUCCAGAACCAGAGAAGCCAUCGCCUGCCCCGGCCGUCAGCGCCCUGGCCCAGCUCUCCUCGUCGACCAACACCACUCCCACACUGAGCAGCCUCCUGGCGGCCCCGCUGCCCACAGAGUCAGCCCCGGCGGCCCCGAUCCCCGUCAUCAACCUGGACCCCGCCCCUGUAACCACUGGCAGCACCACACCAGCCACCACAGCGGCCCCCGCUCCCGCCUCCAACCCCCUGCUGGAGUCUCUGAAGAUGAUGAGGGGGAACGCCGCAGCCAGCGCUGCCUCCACCGCUGCCUCAACCACUGCCUCAACCACUGCCUCCGCCUCAGCUGUCUCCGUGGCGACGUCGGGGAUGAUGCCCGCAGACUCCGGUGGCUCCGCCUUGAAGCGGAGCUCCACCAUGACUACCCCCCUCUCCGUGUCGACCCCAGUAUCCCUCUCCCAGCCCACCGCGUUCCCCAUCGGCCAGCCGGCCGGCACCUUGGCCUCCGCCUUCACCCAGGUCCUGGGCCAAGCCACCAAGGCCCCCACCACUAUCCCCACCCUGGGUGGGUCCGCUCUCUUCAGCCUCACCAGCCCACUAGCUUCCACUGCCUCUACAACAGCAUCCACCACCACCCCAGCCGCUACGACAGAAACUGCCGGAAGCACCAAUCCGCUCAUGGCCUCCGUGUUCAAGCCCGUCUUUGGGGCCCCGCCCACCACCGCAGCCCCGCCCACCUCGGCCCCGGGAAGCCAGCCCGCCGCCGCCGCCCCCACCUUCAAGCCCCUCUUUGGAAGUGCCACCUCCAGCAGUGCAUUUGGGCAGUCCCUCUCCAAGACCACCAUGGCGGCCCCCUCCCCGGCCCCGCAGCUGUUCGGCGGGCUUUCCAACAGCACGGCCGGGCUCCCGGCCGCCGAGCCGGCCGCCCAGCCGCCGUUGGCGGCAAAGUCGCUGUUCGGAAACUGGAGCGCGGCGCCCCCGACGACCGCCCCCUCGGCCGUCACGCCCGCCCCCUCCGCGGGGGGGAGCGGCUUCCAGUUUGGCGCGGCGGCGGCUGCCACGGCGGCUCCCGCUCCCAGCUCCACGGCGACCACCUCCGGCGGUAACAGCGCCUUCACGUUUGGCACCAUGACCACGGCCUCCUCCGCUACCAUGCAGCCUGCCCCCCCGGCCCAGGCCAAGCCCCAGGGAGGAUUCACGUUUGGCCAGGCUGCGUCCAGCCAGGGCUCCGCCCCAGGGACCUUUGGCGGUUUCGGCAUGGGCAGCGUCGGCGCAACAACCGCUAGCGCCGCCGCUGCGCCGCCGCCGGCGACUCAGUCCUCCUUUGCGUUCGGGAAGCCGUCGUUCGACACGGCUUCCGCUGCCGCGUUCCCAAGCACGACUCAGGCCCCCGGGGCCACGGGAAAGCCGUUUGCGUUCGGGUCGAGCGCGGCCAGGGCCCCUCCGGCGUCCGCCCCCCCUCCCUUCGCCUUCGGGGGAGGAGCCGCUAGCACGGUGGCCCCUGCCUUCGGGGGAGGAGCCUCUACUACAGCGGCCUCAGCUUUCGGGGGAGGAGCCUCUACUACAGCGGCUUCAGCCUUCGGGGGAGAAGCCGCUACCACAGCGGCCUCAGCUUUCGGGGGAGGAGCCACUAGCACGGCGGCCUCAGCCUUCGGGGGAGGAGCCCCUACCACGGCGGCCUCUACCUUCGGAUCCUCCGCCAAGCCGGCAUUUGGAAGCGGUUCCACCGGCUUUGCAUUCGGCAGCACCACAACCCCCUCGGCCGCCGCCGCCCCACCUGCCUUCGGCUCGGCCACCCAGACUGCCGGCGCGUUGCUCCCUCCCCCCGCCUCCACCUUCACCUUCGGCGGUGGGCUGCUGCAGCACAAUCCAGCCACUCCAGCCCAGCCCGCCAGCGGCGGAUUCAAUUUUGGCGCGGCCAUUUCAGGCAGUCAGUUUGGAAGCCCUAUUCCAAACAACCCCACCACACAGACGCCGGGCUUCAACUUUGGCUCAGCGGCUGCUAAGGACAUGCCUGCCUUCGGGACAUCCACUCCUGCUUUCGGCCAGAGUGCAGCUCCAGGGCCCAUUCCGUUUGGAACCCCAGGAACCCCCGUGCAAGGCUUCAACACACCGUCACCUUUUGGCUCCCCGUCGACCCCCUCCUUCUCCAUCGGAGCAGGCUCCAAGCCCUCGGGGGCGCGGCAGAGGCUGCAGGCCCGGAGACAGCACCCCAGGAAGAAGUAACCUAGAGCAGACACACACGGGGAGGGGAGAGACCACCCUUCGCCCAUCCGUCAUGGCUGUGGACCCACGUCGACAUUCAGAGAAACUGAA